AUGCAUACAACAUUGAUGAAUACAUUUUUAUGUUUUUUCAUCGUUAUUAUUAGUAUAACAUUUUUAUCGAGUGCAUUACUUGAAAAUGAUGAAUAUUCUCUUGCUGAUAAUGAUUGGAUGGAUUUUAAUAGUUAUUAUCCAACAUAUAAAUUUGAUACUCGUGCAGUUAACUCACGAUUUUGGAAACGUCUACCACAACGUCAUUUUUGGAAACGAUCACUUAUUGAAUCAAAAAUGAACAAUAAUGAUAUGGUUAAAUCUAUUUUUAAACAACAAGACAAACAUUAA
Messenger RNA from Rotaria sordida, 288 nucleotides. The record is from the annotation of a GenBank genome assembly. Lineage: Eukaryota; Metazoa; Rotifera; Eurotatoria; Philodinida; Philodinidae.